Molecule: messenger RNA, 1155 nt
Organism: Hydra vulgaris (swiftwater hydra)
Lineage: Eukaryota; Metazoa; Cnidaria; Hydrozoa; Anthoathecata; Hydridae
Product: phospholipid phosphatase 3
Biological process (GO): phospholipid metabolic process; signal transduction; phospholipid dephosphorylation
Cellular component (GO): plasma membrane
Molecular function (GO): phosphatidate phosphatase activity
Source: RefSeq, a predicted model, not a curated record
AAUGCAUAUUUUUCAUUUAGUUUUAUAAUUAUAAUUAAUAAAUAUUUUUUUAAAUGGAUUUAUUAUCGAUUGGUCGUAGAACUGCAAAUUGGUUAGUAAUCAUUUCUUUAUCAGUGAUUUUCUAUAUUUUUGGCAAAGUUUUACCAUCAUUUAAGCAAGGAUUUUUCUGUGACGAUGAAACAAUUAAAAAGCCAUAUGUGUCUCAAGAAACAAUUCCAUUUUCUGUUCUGCUUCUUAUUUCGACAGGCUUAAUAGUUUUUGUGGUAUGUCUUACUGAUUGUAUUAACUUCAUCUAUUGGAAAAAGAAAAAUGCAAUAUGUGAGGACGUUAUUGAAACAACGUUAUGCUGCUUUAAGAUAAGCAACUGGAUUUCAAGGCUUAUCAAGCGUCUGUGGUUGAUUUUAUGUGGCGCUUUAAUUGUUAAUAUAAUUACCAACAUUGGAAAAGUUAUGGUUGGUAGAUUGCGUCCACAUUUUUUAACUGUAUGUCAACCAGAUUAUAGCAAAUUUAAUUGCUCAAGUGGGUAUAUUACUUCAGAUGUGUGCACUGGAGACAUUAAAAAAGUUAUUGAAGCCAGAAAAUCUUUUCCGUCUGGCCAUACUUCAUAUGCAAUUUUUGUUGCAGUGUUACUGUCACUGUAUAUAGAAUAUGUUGUUGUAACUUCUCAAAUUUAUUUGUUGAAACCAUUUGCACAACUCACAUUAAUUUGUUUGGGACUCGCAUGCUCGUUUACUAGAAUAUCAGAUUAUUUUCAUCAUUGGUCAGAUGUUUUAGCUGGAUUGAUUAUUGGUACAUUAUUGGCUUACUAUACGAUAUUUUAUUUGAUGAAUCUACCUCAUGAAGAGAAAAUGGUCAGAAAUGCAAGAAUAAAUAGUGCUAACGAUUAUCAUGACCUAGAAAUUGGUUCAUUGAAAAACUCUUCGUCAAAUUAUCAAAGUGAUGAAUAAAAAAUCAUUUUUUUGCAUGCUUGAUUAUAGUUAAUUAUAAUACAUGUAAUUUGUAUUUAAGUGGAUCUUUACUUAAGUUUGUUAUUAAAUCUAAAUAAAUACAAUACUAUAUUAUAAUAUUGUAUAAGCAUAUUGUGAAUAUUGUUGAUAUUGAAUUGUAAUUUGUUUCUGUUUUUUAAUUUUUUAUUAAAGAUACCAAUCUAAUGAA